Sus scrofa (pig) is the source of this 2417-nucleotide messenger RNA. NCBI's taxonomy places the organism in Eukaryota, Metazoa, Chordata, Mammalia, Artiodactyla, Suidae. The record is from RefSeq and is a predicted model, not a curated record.
GGCGCGCGCUGGGGGGGCGUGACCUUCAGGAGACGCCGGAAGUGGAGCGCGCGCUCCGCGUCCGUUUCCGGGAACACUGUUCCUGAUCCCCUUGCGGGGCACCCUCAGAAACCUCCAGCUGAAGCUCCAACAGAAGCCAGGCAUGAUGGCAGUGGACACAAGAAAGUUUGCUGGCCCUCUGUUCCAAGCCCCAUGGGGUCAACAGGGGCCUGUGAUGGCGAAAGUGAAGUUGGAGGAGGACCACCCCAGGAAUCAGGGUCUCAGCCUUCCAGGGAACCAGCCUCCUACCUGGGAGAUCUUCAGGCAGCAGUUUAGACACUUCUGUUACCAGGAUUCUCCUGGACCCCGUCUGGCCCUGAGCCGGCUCCAGGAGCUCUGCCAUCACUGGCUCCGACCAGAGACACAUACCAAGGAGCAGAUACUAGACCUGCUGGUGCUGGAGCAGUUCCUGUCCAUUCUGCCUCCAGAGCUCCAGGCCUGGAUGCAGGAACAUCAUCCAGAGAGUGGGGAGGAGGCAGUGACCUUGCUGGAGAACCUGGAACGAAAGAGAAAUGUUUCAGCUUGUGCUCUGGAACAGAAGAUCUUUUUGCAGACAGUGACCCUUCAGACACUAGACGAAGAAUCUUCAUAUACCCAAGUUCAACCCUCAGUGAUGCAUUUCAAGGGUGAAGGACCUAGGCCCCAACCGUCAGAGGAAAGAGAUGGUGGUGUGAGGACUGAGCACUUGACAUUAGAAGUGAAACAGGAACCUUGUGAAGAAACAGAACCAUGUAGGGAGGGGUCUGAUGGACAUCAUGAAACUGUGUCUCAGCAUGCCACAUACAGAGGAGACAGUGAGCCUAGUGGAAGCUUGGAAAUGCAGGAUGGGGAUGCCACAGGUGAAAAGACAUAUAAAUGUGGGAAAACCUUCACCUCGACAAGAGGCCCUCAGAUGCAUAAGAGGAUCCACACUGGAGGAAAACCACACCCAUAUACCGAAUGUGGAAAGGCCUGUAUCAGACAUGUGGAAUUUGACCAACAUCUGGAGCUUCACAACAAGGAAACGCCUUAUCAAUGUAAAGAGUGUGGCAAGGACUUCAGUCAGAAAGCAGAACUCUUAGAACAUCUCAAAAUCCACACUGGAGAAAAGCCCCAUCAAUGUAAUAAGUGUGGCAGAUGUUUUAGUCGUAGAUUGGUUCUUAAAAGGCAUCAAAAUCACCACACUGAAAAGAAACUUUUCGAAUGUAUAUACUGUGGGAAAGCCUUCUGCCAUAGUGCAGACCUCACUGAACAUAAGCAAUUCCACAACAAGGAGAAGCCCUAUGAAUGUAGUGAGUGUGGGAAAACCUUCAGGCAGCGUUCAAAUCUUACUGAGCAUCAGCGAAUUCACAGUAAAGAAAAACUCUAUGAAUGUAAAGUUUGUGGAAAAGCCUUCACUCAGUAUGCAGGGCUUAACCAACACCGAAGAAUCCACACUGGAGAGAAACCUUUUGAAUGUCCUGUAUGUGGACGAGCCUUUAGCCGAAGCUCAGAACUUAUAAUACAUCACAGAAUUCACUCAGGGGAAAGACCCUAUGAAUGUGCUGAGUGUGGAAAAACCUUUAGAGUAAAUUCAACCCUGAUCAUACAUCAGAGAAGUCACACUGGGGAGAAGCCCUAUAAAUGUGAUGAGUGUGGUGAAGCCUUCAGUCAACACUCAGGCCUUAAUAAACACAAGUUAGGAAGGAAGCACGGAAACCCUCCUAAACCAAGAAAAUAUACGUGUGAUGAGUGUGGGAAGACCUUUACACAGUUAACUGGCCUGAAGAACCACAAAAGAAUCCACACUGGGGAUAAGACCUACCAAUGUCCUGAGUGUGGCAAGGCCUUCACAAGGGGAGAGCAUCUUAUUGAACAUCGAGGGAUUCACAGCAAGGAGAAGCCUUAUCAAUGUAAAGAGUGUGGCAAAGCCUUCAGUCAGAAGACAGGUCUUAGUCAUCAUCUCAAAAUCCACACAGGAAUGAAACCUUUUGAAUGUUCUGAAUGUGGGCGAGCCUUCAGCUGUAAGUCAAAUCUCAAUAAACAUAAGAGAGUCCAUUCUGAGAAAAAAUCCUAUACGUGUAUGUAAAGAGUAUAGGAAGACCUAUAGGCAAAGAGCAACGCUGAUGCAACAUCAGAAAGGCCACAUCCUGCUAAGCACAAGCAGUGGGGUGAAUGAGAUGAAGCUUGCAGUGGAAGCUCAGCCCUGAUGAAGCACCAGAGGAUCCACUAAAAUGACUCCUUGCCAAGGUGUUGGGUGAUAAUUUCAAGUAGAAUCCAGAAUUUUCUAUAAGAUAAAAUGUUUCUUGAAUUUCAUUAUUUAAAGAACGUCAAAGAUACCACAUUGAAAAUUCGUUAUAAAGGUCAUAAAUGCUAUGAAAGUUGAGAAUUUGGGAAAAUAAACAUCAACAAGAAAUUUA